AUGCAUAACUUUUCCUAUGACGGGGACUCCCAGGAUGCUUCUCAGCUGCUCCAGAGCUCCCAGUUUCUCCAGGAACCCGAUAUGUCUGUUCUAGAAAGAAUGAAGCGUCGUCUUGGACUCAUCAAUGACACACAAGUAAUAGAACCAGAGGUUCAAACCGAGUUGAAGGAAACCCAGGUUGUAGCCAAGCCUAUGCAGCUUGCACAGCUUCCAGCAGAGGAUGCGGAAAUCCAGUUUUUAGACGAAUUGCUGGAAAAAGAGAAUUCACAGAAACCAGAAAUACAAGAGAAUUCACCAUUGACUGAAACGAAAGAAAACUCACCAUUACCUGAAACGAACGAGAAUGCAACAAUACCUGAAACGCAAGAAAUUUCCACGACACAGAAAGAACCCGAAACAGUCCCCAAACCAGACCUUUCUGCCCUUUUUCUCAGCGAAGAGUCAGACGAAGAAGACCGCCAGCAAAGAAUAAACCAGCUAAUAAAGCACAAGCAGCAAGAACGUGAGAAACAAGCCAUUGCUGAGCAAUUGGAAGCCGAUGUGUCUCGCACAACAUUGACGGACGACGAGAACGACCUUGAGGAAGAGGCUUUACGAUCUGUUCCCAACCACCAAUUAGAAGAAACGGAACAGUUUCUUAGUGUCCAAAAGAGAGAACGCAAUAUUGAGCCUCAAUUCAACCGCAAAGUUGUCCAUUCGAAGCAAAAACUUCUUUCUGCAUUCGACGACGAUAUACUGGAUAGCGACGUUGCUGCUGUGGCAUCGCUGACUCCACCACAAAAAUCGAGCCCAUUGACAUCUCCCGUUCAAAAGGAUGAAGUUUCAGACGAAGAACCUAAUGUAUUGGACUUGAUUGGCCAACCUAUAGCACAGCAAGCAAAAAGCAUAAAAAAGAAGAGUCCAAUUGAGGUAUACGCAUCCAAGCUCAAGGAAGAAAACUCCAAAAUUAUCAACCUUGACUCAGAUUCGGAUUCGGAAUCUCAGCAUCAAAUUCCCUCAUUGCCCAAGCAGGACAAAUUGUCGAUCAAGCAGCGGUUUUCAAGAAAGAAAUUGGGCAAAAAAUCUCACAUAGCAUUGGCAUUACCCACCCAUUUGCGGUCUCUUUUAUUAGCAUUGAAGGAGAACCGAACGGGGCCCAAACGAGCACAGCUCUUGUCGAAGUUGAAGAGAGCCAAUAUAGAUCAAAUCCAGGCUCUCCGAGGUGAAAAUGGCGGAAAUGACAUUUUUGAAGAGUUGCAAAAAGACGAAGAAGUCAUGGGAUCAUUGCUCGAGCGGGAAAUCGAACGGGCUCGCAAUAUCAGGAAGAAGGAAAAGAUGAGAGAAAAGCAGAAGAGAGCAGAUCUAGAGUACUUGGAAGCGAUCCCAGAGUCCGAUGGAGAAAUACCCGAUAGUGAUUUAGGAUAUUCAGAAGCCAAUGAUUUCGAGGACAACGACUCCGAUGCAAUAGUGGUCGAUAAAAGGAAAAGAGUGGUACUUCUGUCUGAAGAUGAAGACUCGAUACCUGAGAAGGACACCACUAAACUUGACUUUUCUGCAAUAAGAGUGGAUGACAGUUACAUGUUUGGUGCAUUGGGAGACGAGGAAAAUGCUGGUGAACAGGAUACCAUUACAACCAGCUCACAGCGUCCGCCAGUCUCCUAUACUUCUCCUAAGAGAACUCGAAGACACUCUGUUGCUGAGCAAGAGUUGUUCAAGAAUUUAAGAGAUACUACCCAAAAGAUCAUGCCCAUUCAAAACCACGAAUCACAGAACCACGAAGAUGAAGCUUUUGGUCAGGUACCAUCUUUCCAGGAUCUUGAAACCCAAGCCGAUCCUACACCUACUCAAGGAAUCGCUACUCAGGUUGAUGACGAAGAAGUGACACCAGCUACUCUCAAUAUAGCACGCAAGUUGAUCAAAAAAAAUGGUCCAACUGCGGAUGAAGAGGGAGAAAAAGAAGAAGAAGAAGAAGAAGAAGAAGCAGAGGAAGACGACACAGAUAUCAAAGAACAAAUCAAGAUGUACGAGAGAAAGCUUCGCUUGAAAGAGUUACAGAGCCGCAAAAAACGUCAUAUCAUGGCGCAAAGGGGCCUCAAUAAGAUUAUUGAGGGCGAAGCCGAGGAGUCGGAAGAUGAAUGGCAUGGGCUUGGUGGUAUGGAUGGUGAACUCUCGGAUGUAGCGAACUCGGAAGACGAAAAAAUGAUUGACAACAGCUUCAACUUUGAUCUCAAUGAUGCCGAGGUCAAGCGCAAGUUCAUGGAGCAGUAUCAAAUAAAGGACCAAAAGGAGUUGGAAAAGUUACUUGACGAUAUCAAAAACCACAGGUUGACCAAGAGAGUACGUCCCAAUGGGCUUGAUAUCGAGUUGAGCGACGAAGAAGAUGAAAUUUUGGCCGCGUAUCGAAAGCAAAAGAUGAAUGAACAACGCCAAAGAGCCCUUCAAAAUAAGCAGUCUCUGCACUUGUCAAAGACAGAAAGAGCAAAGGCGUUCUUUGAAAGUAUGGAGGAAGAUUCACAGAGAGUUAUAAAGAUCGACGAUGACGAUGACGAAGAAGAAAUAAGCAACGACGAUAAAGAAGAUGAAGACGAUAUUGAAGCCGAGACAAACAAAAGACGCCGAGUGAUUCGUAUUGAAGAGUCGUUUGUGCAAAAACAGCUCUCUUUUUUGUCCUCAACUGGUACUGAUGAGUAUUUCGAGCAGCAGAGAAUAUCAAGAUUACAACAUGGUUUUGGCUCAGACGAAGAACAUGAAGACUUGAAUGAGCUCAAAAGGAGUAUUAGUGAAAUGAACAGAAGCAGAGUUGAACUUGUGGCUGAAGAACCUCCAAGGAAAGGUACCAGUGAUACCGAUGAUGACGAUAUUAUGCCUGCUUUCAAGCGACCAUCUUUGGUUCAAUCGUUCAGAUCAAACCCUAAUUCAGGAUCCGAAGGAAGCUUUUCUGGGGUCACCAUCAGCAAGCAAUACAAGGCUGCAACCGGCGGAAAGGCUUCGAUCUCUUCGAUGUCGAGGUCAAGACGAGUCAAAAGUGUCAAGGAACAAAAGUUGGAACGUCGCUUGAACCAUGCUACUCAAACUAAAACCAAGCUAUUUUCUGGGUCGGGAUUUGACUAA
Messenger RNA from Meyerozyma guilliermondii ATCC 6260, 3090 nucleotides. It is a transcript of the gene GIN1, whose product is annotated as chromatin-modulating protein. Gene Ontology annotation, molecular function: anaphase-promoting complex binding. Lineage: Eukaryota; Fungi; Ascomycota; Pichiomycetes; Serinales; Debaryomycetaceae. The record is from RefSeq and is a predicted model, not a curated record. The coding region runs from base 1 to 3090 and encodes 1029 amino acids. Gene Ontology annotation, biological process: activation of protein kinase activity; mitotic DNA replication checkpoint signaling; mitotic G2 DNA damage checkpoint signaling. The transcript has a single exon.